Messenger RNA from Candidula unifasciata, 1015 nucleotides. Lineage: Eukaryota; Metazoa; Mollusca; Gastropoda; Stylommatophora; Geomitridae. The record is from the annotation of a GenBank genome assembly.
CCGUACUCUACCCCAAACAGGUGGAGGUGGACCUUUGCCGCUGACCAGGCGUGUCCGAGCGGUCACUUUCAGGGAUGACUUCAACAGUUACAACAAGGGAAACUGGAAUCCUGAAAUAUCUAUGUUUGGUGGUUUCAACUGGGAGUUCCAGGUCUACACUCCGGAAUCCAAGAACAUCUACGCCAGUGGCGGCCAUCUCUACCUGCGUCCCACUUUGACCACAGAUGACCCAAGAUGGGAUGAAAACUUUCUCCAUACUGGAGUCAUGGACGUGGCAAAGAUCUGGGGCAAAUGCACCAAUGACGGCAACUAUGGCUGUGUGAGGGAUGGACACAACGGCUUGCUGCCCCCGGUCAUGUCUGGCAAAGUCUCCAGUGUUCCUACUGCUCGUUUUGGAACUGUGGAAGUUCGAGCUAAGAUUCCCAGAGGAGACUGGUUGUGGCCUGCUAUCUGGAUGAUGCCACAGGAGAGUCAUUACGGAGGCUGGCCCAGAUCUGGAGAGAUUGAUAUUAUGGAGUCUAGAGGAAACGCCGGUGAUCUGGGUGUUGGCACAGUCAGCAGUACUCUCCACUGGGGACCAUCUACGGACCAGAACAGAUUCUCUCUGACCCACGGAGAAAAGCACAGCGCAAAUUAUCACACCGACUACCACACCUGGCGUUUGGACUGGACACAAGAUCAUCUCAAAACUUUUAUUGACAACCAGCUAAUCCUGGACGCAGAAGUGGGAGCUGGAUUCUGGCAGAAAGGUGGAUUCUCAGGGUCCAAUCCAUGGGCAGGCGGUGGUCAUUCAGCUCCCUUUGACCGUCCUUUCUACAUGAUCCUCAACGUGGCCGUUGGUGGCACUAACGGAUUCUUUCCCGACAACGUCAACUGGGGCACCAAAAAACCAUGGGCCAACACCUCACCACAUGCAGCACAGGACCUCUGGGACGCUCGCAGCAGUUGGUUGCCCAGCUGGCAGGGAGAUAACACCGCUUUGAUUGUCGAUUAUGUCGAAUUCAGAAACCCAUAA